AUGCACUGUCCCUUUAAGGCAGCCAUGGCUCCUCUCGAGUCGAGGCCGACGUUUUUCAAUGCAAGAUUUUUCCUUGCAUAAAUUAUGUUCAUGACGUAGUGCUAAAGGCCACAUUUUUAGUAAUUUUGGUGGACUUUACAGCAGAAGUCGCUUUCAGGAGGCAUAUGGAGGAAUAUGUGGGUAAUCUGAAUUGCAGUACCAAAGGACCGUCAUUAAAUAUUGAGAAAGAAAGGAUCCUCACGUUGCCAACCCUCCUUAUCAAUGCAAAUAUAUCUUUUGUGUGCAGCCAUAGCGCCUGACUGGUGCUGUGAGAUGCAUUUUUAAUUAUGUGUGACUAAAACAAACUGUGGCAAAGCUUUUUAAAAGGGGAGAACCACAGAAAUAAGAUUUUUUUUUACGAAUGUCAAGACAAUGACUGCUUGGUGGUGAGAGCACUAAACCAUGGACCCUCAGGAUCUCCCUGCUACUGAUGCACCAAUCACUGUCAAUGAACAGCCAUUAGGUUCCUGCACUUUGAAAUACCCUGCCAAAGACAACCAGGUGAUAGUGAUGUCUGGUCAUGAGACGAUCCGAGUCCUGGAAGUGGAGGUAGAUCAAGCCUCUCUUCCAUCCUCAGUGCCUGAUGGGAGGACUGAUUCGGGGGGUGAAGAUGGGGGUAAUCAGGCCACGGAGCAACCUGAGGCAGGCAUGCAGGACAGCCCGAGACCACCCCACAACACUGGGGGAGUAGGUGAGCCUUUUGUAGGAUACCGAUAUGUGCUGGAGGACCAGGUGGUGUCUGUGGAGUCUGCAGACUCUGGUGUCCAGACUCUAGCACAGACUGCAGUUCCCAUCAGCAUCUCCCUGUCACAGUCACAGACCACCAUGCCCAUCACUGUGCAGAGCUUACAGGGCUUGCAGGGCUGUCAACAGGUUCUGACCCAGGAGGGUCUGGCCACUCUGAUGACGGGGAUGAUGGCCCAGACAGGVUCCCUGGCCCAGCCCCUGCUCAUCCCCAUCAGCAUGGCAGGGUCCAUGGGGGGCCAAGGACUGGCUGUCCUCACCUUCCCCACCAGCAACGUAGCCACACUCCCUGGCAUUUCAGGUGCCAGCCAGGCCGGAAGCCUCCUCAAACUACCCUUUGCUGGCUUGCAAGGCUUACAAGGAUUGCAAAGCUUACAAGGGCUGCAAACAGCCACUGUGCUAAACUCUGUCCAGCCCCAGCAGACAUUCUUCCAGCCUCAGACUGCAUCACUACAGCAAGUCCAGGCAGCUAUGCAGCAGGCUCAGCAGAACUCACAGGUGACUGCAGCCCAACUAGGCCAGGCCAUGCCAGCCGUCUCUCAGCCCAGCGUGUCUGUGGCAACACUCCAGUCUGCAGGCCUCUCCAUCAACCCUGCCAUUAUCAGUGCUGCGUCUUUAGGGGCUCAGCCUCAGUUCAUCAGCGCCCUUACUUCCACUCCCAUCUUCACCAGUGCCAUGUCCGGAAUCACCAGCCAGAUCAUCACCAACGCACAGGGACAGGUGAUUGGAACCAUCCCCCUGAUGCUGAACCCUGCAUCACUGACUGGAGGGGCUGCUACUCAGACUCUGAAUCUCCAGGGCCUCCAGGGUCUGCAAGGCCUGCAGGUGCAGACAGUCCAACCACAGCUGGUUCUGAACACCCAGGGCCAGAUCAUUGCCACCAUAGGGAAUGGACCUGCUACAGUCCCCACAUCUGCAGCUGUAAUGCCUAAGCCUACUGCUCCUGUGACAUUCUCCAAGCCCAGCACUCAGGCUCAGGUAACAACAGUUACGCAGUCACCUGUGGUCAUCGCCCCACAACCGUCUGCAAUGAAGACAGUCACUCCAAUCUCCUCCUUAGUCCCUAUAACCUGUGGAGACACACCCACUGUCAGCCAGCUCGUCAGCAAGCCACAGCAAGGGGGCACAGAUGAGGAGGGCAUUAAUCUGGAAGAGAUUCGAGAGUUUGCCAAGAACUUCAAGAUCCGCCGGCUAUCCCUGGGGCUGACGCAGACACAAGUGGGACAGGCGCUCACGGCUACAGAGGGUCCGGCCUACAGUCAGUCUGCCAUCUGCAGGUUUGAGAAGCUGGACAUUACACCUAAGAGUGCUCAGAAGCUGAAGCCUGUGCUGGAGCGAUGGCUUGCCGAAGCUGAGUUGUGGAACCAGAAGGGUCAGCAGAAUCUAAUGGAGUUUGUGGGUGGUGAGCCGUCCAAGAAACGCAAGCGUCGCACCAGCUUCACCCCGCAGGCUAUUGAAGUGCUCAACAUCUACUUUGAGAAGAAUGCCCUGCCCACGGGCCAGGAGAUUACGGAAAUCGCUAAGGAGCUCAACUAUGACCGUGAGGUUGUCCGCGUAUGGUUCUGCAACAGGCGGCAGACACUGAAGAACACCAGCAAGAUCAAUGCGUUUCAGGUUCAGCUGUAAGCCUGUGCAGUAAGUAGGCGUGGACUAGUGGRGAAGUUGGCAGAACAGGAUAAUCAGCUAAAGAAGAACGUUUUGUAAAGACAGUAAAACAGUAAACCCUAGUAAGUUUCAAAUUAUAUGGACUUUGGGAAGAAAAUGAAAGACUGAAUAACUCUUGAACUGAGUCUUACUGUAUGGGACAUAGAAUAAUCACUUAUCUCCAUAUUUUUUGUGUGUGUGGGAGAGAGAAAAAAAGACAUUGCAUGUGAAACGUGAUGGGGUUUAAUGUUCACAAAUCCUCUAUCAGUUUGACAACCUCCUGUUUCAUUUAUUGUUAUACCAUGUUAUUAUGUAAAACAAUGGAUGAAAUUUGAUAAGUGGUUUUAUACACUUACAAGAACGUUUUUGUGAAUUGUGUGGCAAAUGCCUCAACAAAUAUUUGGUUACAUUACAUUGUUACAGUUGUACAAUGUCAAAUUACUCCAUUCAGAUAUUAUGCUGGUGCCACCAAAAUAGUUUUGGAAUUUGUAUCUCUUUAUUAAGUUUGUGUGAUUCUGUGUGUGUAAUGUGUGAAUGUAGUCCUAAUACUUUAAGAAAGUAUUCUGAGUCGGAAAAAGUUUACCAUGGUAAAGGUUGUCAUUUAGACGAGUUAAUCUGUAAAAGCCACUUACAAAUCUAUUGUUUUAAAUAGUUAACAGAUGACUGUGCUGUGUGGUCUAUGAGCAGACAAUACAUAGUGAAAAGAGUUGAAAACAUUCCCUGUCUCAAAUAAGUCAGGCGUCAGUGCUGUUUAAUAAUGUGUACUGUGUAUUGAAAAUACUUACAUAACAUAAACAAAUCAUCAAAUUAAUCAAAUUGAUUGAAUAAGACAACUUGUCUAUGUGAAUUAAUUGAUUCAUAUAUUGUAGUUUUGAUUCAUAGAAAAUACGGUUUCUCCACUGAAAGGAAUGGUCAAUUAGGGACAAACAAAAUUGAAGGACUUAAGGCUUGCCAUCCCUUUUCUAUAACCUUGUAAUUCUUUGCACUUUAGUGACUUUAAAGUUAUCUGUAGCAAAUACCAACUGGUUACCCAUCAUAUUAAAGUGGUCGAUAAGUAAAUGUUUUGCAUGGCAUACAGAUUUCUGAAAUGUUUUAACGAUCAAACUUCUGUGCGCCACUAGCAUUARUUUUGUAAGGUGAUAUUUACUUUAGGCAGUGGUAUUUCAAAGAAAGAGAAUAAACUACAAUACUUUAUUCUGGCCCAACUGCAUAUAAUUUGUCUAUGUCUGUGAUAUGCCAUGCUGAGCAGUGUAACAAUUCAUUUGUUCCUCAUACUUGCCUUUUAUGAUUGACAAUAUGUUUUCAGAGAGAAAGGAAAUAACUUAUAUGAAUCCUGUGUUAUGUUAUACAUACACAACUGCCAUUUCAGAGGUAGCUAUAACCUACAACUUUUUUAAAUUUUCACCAGUGAAUUGUCUGUCUGAAUGAUUUUGAGAUGACAGAAUGCAAAUGCAAAUCGUAGGUGAACACAUUUUAAUAGUGUAGUUCUAAGAAUUAAACUAAUUCUACUAAUCAUUUUGUUCAUGUUGGGCAUAUGAAAAUGUGUGCAGUAUAAAACCAGCGAUACAUCUGAAUUACUGAAUACAGCUGAAUUACUGCACUGUUGGAGCUAGAAACACAAGCAUUUCACUGCACCUGUGAUAACAUCUGCAAAAUAUGUGUACGCGACCAAUUACAUUUCAUUUUUAUUUCAAUUGAAUCUGUGUGAGAUCAUUAAAGUGAUUAAACUGUUGGAUCAUUUUGGAUCAUGGCAUUCUCUGCCAAAUAUUAAUAAAUGCUUACUGAAAACCUC
Messenger RNA from Salvelinus sp. IW2-2015, 4219 nucleotides. RefSeq names its product POU domain, class 6, transcription factor 1. The record is from RefSeq and is a predicted model, not a curated record. Gene Ontology annotation, biological process: regulation of transcription by RNA polymerase II. Gene Ontology annotation, molecular function: DNA-binding transcription factor activity, RNA polymerase II-specific; RNA polymerase II cis-regulatory region sequence-specific DNA binding. Lineage: Eukaryota; Metazoa; Chordata; Actinopteri; Salmoniformes; Salmonidae.